Messenger RNA from Anneissia japonica, 2151 nucleotides. Its product is annotated as cell wall protein DAN4-like. The record is from RefSeq and is a predicted model, not a curated record. The transcript has a single exon. Lineage: Eukaryota; Metazoa; Echinodermata; Crinoidea; Comatulida; Comatulidae. The annotation marks the transcript as partial.
UCAACGACACAAGAAUCGACUACAGGUGCAUCGACUACACAAAGUCCUACAUCAACAGAAGAAUCAACAACAGCAGACCAAUCGACGAAAAUUGCCUCAACUACACAACAAUCAACAACAGUUGAGUCAACAUCUAUAGAUGAUUCAACGACAAGACUGUCAACCACACAGCAAUUUUCAACAGACAAGUCGACUACACAACAAUCAACUUCAAGAGAGUCGACAACAGAAGAUUUGACAAGCGAAGAGUUAACUACUAUUAUGUCAACUACAAAGCAAUCAACAACAGAGGACUCGACUAUCGGAGACGGAUCAACUACUGGCGCCUCAACGACACAAGAAUCGACUACAGGAGCAUCGACUACACAAAGUCCUACAUCAACAGAGGAAUCAACAACUGCAGACCAAUCGACGACAAUUGCCUCAACUACACAACAAUCAACAACAGUUGAGUCAACAUCUAUAGAUGAUUCAACGACAAGACUGUCAACCACACAGCAAUUUUCUACAGACAAGUCGACUACACAACAAUUAACUUCAAGAGAGUCGACAACAGAAGAUUUGACAAGCGAUGAGUUAACUACUAUUAUGUCAACUACAAAACAAUCAACAACAGAGGACUUGACUACAGGAGACGGAUCAACUACUGGCGCCUCAACGACACAAGAAUCGACUACAGGUGCAUCGACUACACAAAAUCCUACAUCAACAGAACCGUCAACAGAAGAAUCAACAACAGACGACCAAUCGACGACAGUUCCCUCAACUACACAACAAUCAACAACAGUUGAGUCAACAUCUAUAGAUGAUGCAACGACAAGACUAUCAACCACAGAGCAAUUUUCAACAGACAAGUCGACUACACAACAAUCAACUUCAAGAGAGUCGACAACAGAAGAUUUGACAAGCGAAGAGUUAACUACUAUUAUGUCAACUACAAAGCAAUCAACAACAGAGGACUCGACUACAGGAGACGGAUCAACUACUGGCGCCUCAACGACACAAGAAUCGACUACAGGUGUAUCGACUAGACAAAUUCCUACAUCAACAGAGGAAUCAACAACUGCAGACCAAUCGACGACAAUUGCCUCAACUACACAACAAUCAACAACAGUUGAGUCAACAUCUAUAGAUGAUUCAACGACAAGACUGUCAACCACACAGCAAUUUUCUACAGACAAGUCGACUACACAACAAUUAACUUCAAGGGAGUUGACAACAGAAGAUUUAACAAGCGAUGAAUUAACUACUAUUAUGUCAACUACAAAACAAUCAACAACAGAGGACUCGACUACAGGAGACGGAUCAACUACUGGCGCCUCAACGAUACAAGAAUCGACUACAGGUGCAUCGACUACACAAAAUCCUUCAUCAACAGAACCGUCAACAGAAGAAUCAACAACAGACGACCAAUCGACGACAGUUCCCUCAACUACACAACAAUCGACAACAGUUCAGUCAACAUCUAUAGAUGAUUUAACGACAAGACUGUCAACCACACAGCUAUUUUCUACAGACAAGUCGACUCCACAACAAUCACAACAAUCAACUUCAAGGGAGUCGACAACAGAAGAUUUAACAAGCGAAGAGUUAACUACUAUUACGUCAACUACAAAACAAUCAACAACAGAGGACACGACUACAGAAGACGGAUCAACUACUGGCGCCUCAACGACACAAGAAUCGACUACAGGUGCAUCGACUACAAAAAAUCCCACAUCAACAGAAGAAUCAACAACGGCAGACCAAUCAACGACAAUUUCCUCAACUACACAACAAUCAACAACAGUUGAGUCAACAUCUAUAGAUGAUUUAAUGACAAGACUGUCAACCACACAGCAAUUUUCUACAGACAAGUCGACUACACAACAAUCAACUUCAAGGGAGUCGACAACAGAAGAUUUAACAAGCGAAGAGUUAACUACUAUUACGUCAACUACAAAACAAUCAACAACAGAGGACUCGACUACAGAAGACGGAUCAACUACUGGACUCGACUACAGGAGACGGAUCAACUACUGGCGCCUCAACGACACAAGAAUCGACUACAGGUGCAUCGACUACACAAAAUCCCACAUCAACAGAAGAAUCAACAACGGCAGACCAAUCGACGACAAUUUCUUCAACUACACAACAAUCAACAACAGUUGA